AUGUUUUGGACGCUGUGGCCGGCCUCCUUGAACAAGACCCGCCACCGCGAGAUGCAACCCUGCUCCUGUGCAGGCACCUGGCUGGAUCUGGAGAUGGAUGAUGUGGAGACGAUGCUGCCUCUGUACCCAAUGAACGUGGCGGGCACAGGCCCCUACCACCGAUUCUUCCUGGCCCCCGCCCCGCCGGGGCAGCAGGCGGGCGCCCACGGCGGCAGCGACGCCGACCCCUGCCUGCUGCAAGUGCGGGGUAGCCCGCUGCUCGCGCACCGCCCGCCGUUGCUCAGCGUGCCGGCUGCGCCCUACCGCAUGGGCAUCGCCGCCCACCGAGUGCACGCCUGGACGCCCGGCCACCAGCUGGCCCUCACUGCUCUGCUGCCGUGCAUAUCCCCCGGGGCUGCGGUCCUGGACGUGGCUGGCAGCGAGUUCAUUCUGGGGCCCGAGGAGGCGACGCUGGCACAGCUGGGUGUGACGCCCGCCUGGCGGCUGGAGGUGCAGCAGGGCCCGCUCGACUGCUCCCUGGCGCUCUCGGUUGUGCUGCCCUCUGGCAAGAUUGAGUCGACGGCUGCUGCACUGGUGGUGCAGCUGAGCAGUCUGGCCACAGGCGCCCUCGCUGCAGCCCAGCAGCAGCAGCAGCAGGAGAAGGGCGGGGCUGCCACUGCGGAAGCCUCCCUGUCUGCUGUGCAGCAGCUGAUGGCAGCCGUGGCACCAGGCAUGCAGGCCUGCAGCCAGCUGCUGGCAGUGGCCGCGGCAGAGGCGGCUGCAGGACCACCGCCGCGCCCGGUGGCCGAGGCCGGAUGCCAGGUGGGCAGCGGCGGCAGCAGCAGCGCGGGUGUGCAGACCGAGGCGCCCCCAGCUGCGCAGGUGCAGACGCUUGGCGGCAGCAGCGCAGCGCUGCUGCUGGAGGCCAGCCGCGGCACCCAGACAGAUGCAGGGCUGGGGCCAGGGGUGGGGGAUGCAUGGACGCAGACCGACCGGCCCGACAUGGUGCGCCAGUGCGGCCUGUGCGGGCGCAGCCCACACAACACCCCAGGCGUCAAGCUGCACCAAUGCAUCUGCCAGGCCAUCUACUACUGUGGGCAGCCCUGCCAGGAGCGGGACUGGGCGGUGCACAAGAGGUACUGCACUAUCCUGCGCCGUUACUUGCAGCCGUGGUGA
Messenger RNA from Chlorella variabilis, 1155 nucleotides. RefSeq lists its product as hypothetical. The transcript is spliced from 7 exons. NCBI's taxonomy places the organism in Eukaryota, Viridiplantae, Chlorophyta, Trebouxiophyceae, Chlorellales, Chlorellaceae. The coding region runs from base 1 to 1155 and encodes 384 amino acids. The record is from RefSeq and is a predicted model, not a curated record.